Molecule: messenger RNA, 396 nt
Organism: Colletotrichum orchidophilum
Lineage: Eukaryota; Fungi; Ascomycota; Sordariomycetes; Glomerellales; Glomerellaceae
Exons: 2
Coding region: 1-396 (131 amino acids)
Source: RefSeq, a predicted model, not a curated record
AUGGCACCUCAAAAGCAGCCCGAACGCCUCAAGCACGUUGCCGAAAAGGCAACCUCCUCCAACCCAUCGCAGCUCGGCGACCCCAUCUCCCUCAAAGCUGAAGUCUCCCAGCUGUCGCCCACGGAAGAAGACCUCGGCGCCGCCGCAGAGUCGAAACCCCACUCGCCCCAGCAGUCAAAGGCCGGCAGCGGCCCCGCGGGCGGCGCCAAGAACUCGGACGGCUCGCCCGUGCAGGACUACGACAAGAGGAGGCUGAAGGAGGUCGCCAAGGAGAACCUGGAGAGCGGGAACCCGUCGCAGCUGGGGGAUCCGGUCAGUCUCAAGGCGGAGACGAGCGAGAAGGAGCCGGCGCCUGGGAAGGCUGAUGGGCAGAGGCUUGAGAAGUCCAAGUUGUGA